Hydatigera taeniaeformis is the source of this 2295-nucleotide messenger RNA. The record is from the annotation of a GenBank genome assembly. Lineage: Eukaryota; Metazoa; Platyhelminthes; Cestoda; Cyclophyllidea; Taeniidae.
AUGCUUAUCUGGGAGAACGGGUACUAUACGUCAAUGGAUCCACGGCGUCCACCGGUCAUUCUGGUACCGAGAGACAACAUUCCUGAACAAUCGGUGGCUGAGACUUCCCAUCAGCCCUUCUUCUAUGUUGCUGGCGUUACAGCGAAUUUCCUUCACAUUGGAAGGCUUCAGAUGCCUGACUGGGCUUCUGGUAGCAUCAACUGGGACGGUGCGCUGUUCAGUCCCAAACGCAGCAUCUUCAUCAAUGAACCCGCUACGAUUGUUAUGAGCUUUGAGACAGAAACUGCGGCGUACUUCUUGUUGCGAGAGAAAGCAUUCAGUUCAUCAAGAGAGCAUCCACCUCAAGAGACGAUUUCACGACUACUUCGCGUAUGUCGAGGUGAUAAGGGAGGUCUGCGCGGCAUCGCAGAGCACUACUUUGGCACCAUGGCGAAAGCAGAUCUACUCUGUCAAUCGGAACUCGCUAUCUUCUCUAGGAGUGAGGAGAAAAGUCAUUUCACUUUCGACUUUGCUCAAUCAGCUCAUUGGGAUGCUGAGACAAAACGACUCUACGCUGUGUUCUCGGCUGGGGAGGCUGGCCCUCGUGGAAGUGCAGUCUGCGUGUACGACCUCCAGAGCAUUGAGAGCGCCUUCAGGGGUCCUAUCUCAAAUUCCAACUACCCUUACAGACAAACAUUCGCCUCACCCGAGGCCAGUGUUCGAAAUAAUCCAUUCCCCACUGUUUGUGAAAGAUUCGCAGCUGGCAACUUGACAGCGGAUGAGUUAUCACUAGGUCAGAUUGGUGCUAACUUCUUGUACCGCUACGAUCCUGUGACUCCCCUCUUCGGCCAUGCAAUUGUAAUGUCUCCUACCACCACUUGGAGUGCCAUUGUUGGUUACCAACUUCCACAAAUAGGCAGCUUGCAUUACACAACCUCGAUUCUCUGGCUUGCCUCGGCCAGUCACCUCACUCAACUGGCUUUUUAUGAGACUUACAGGAAAGAAGACGACCAUUCAGAUCCUGUUCUCUUGAGUAGUUGUGAGUUGAAGCGCCUACGAGUGGGACAGACUAAUGACGUCUUAGAACGGCUUCAAGGGGAACUCGGACCUGACACGGAAUCACAGAGAACUUCUUCAGCCCAAAAGAGAGAAUACUCAAGAUGGGCUCCAAAAUUUAAUGAAGGCUAUUCAUGGCAAAGCAAUCUUGAACAUCCUCCAGAAACAUCCGAAGUGGAACGCAUCAUGAGUAUUAUAAUGGAAGGUGACUUUAUCUUUCUGGGCACGACACGCACAAUCUUCCGUUUCCCCACGGAUACUUGUGUCUCGCAUUCAACAGAGGAAGCAUGUAUGACAUCAGGAGAUCCUCACUGCGGUUGGAGCACUCAGAUCUUCCGUUGUGUUAGUCUUCUAAAUCCAAGAGGGCUCCGAACAUCGGGAUUUAAAUUCAAUGUGGAUGCCAGGACACGUCCCCAAUGUCCAUCACCCCGUCUUGCGCAUACCCAGGGCAGGCACUCAGGUUGGUCGUCCUGGCGACGGUGUUUGAUGACCACUGAUCUUCAUCCAAAGACAAGGAAAAACAUUCCGGAGAUGCAACGCUCCUGUCUUUGUCGAAUUUGUUUAAGUGAAACAGUGUGCAAUUUUGGUGAACAACAAGUCUCUCAAUGCAAAGUUCCUGGUGUGUGGUCACCUUGGUCAAGCUGGUCGCGUUGCCUGGAUAAGCUACGAUUUCGAACGCGCACCUGUUUCAACCCCCUUCUGGGUACUAAUGUGCCCGCCUCCGAUUGCUUGGGAACAGAGAGGGAGGAACAAUUUUGUUUCAUGCAUCCUCUCAUCCCUGAAGAGGUGGCCUUCGAGGGAAUGCACGCCGAACAUGUGGCCCUAAAGGAGUCCGCCAAGCACGGAGUCAUAAUCGACAGGAAUCAUCUCGUAGGAAUGUUAAUCGGUCUCUUUGUGGGAGUUCUCUUCACCCUUCUCGUCAUCUUCCUCAUUGUUCGAUUCCCUCGAUUUCGACGGCUAUUGACAUUUAGGUCAAGCCAUCCACAUCGACUACGACUCCAUGGAGGGCCUCAGAGUAUCACUAACAUUCAAUUAGAGAGCCAUUUAAGAGACUCAUUACUCAACGACCACCUUAUGUAUGCGAACCCCAGUCCUGUUGAGAGAUCCGUUCAUUCCACCUCCUCACCUCGCUACAACUUUAUCCUCAAUCCACCCCCACCUUUAAGGAUUGAGAGAACUUCUGAAUCCACCUUUCCAUCAACUGAAGAGACCUCCACAACUACUGGAUUCUAUGAUCGGCUAUCAGAAAACAACAAAUGA